Molecule: messenger RNA, 1650 nt
Organism: Alternaria arbusti
Lineage: Eukaryota; Fungi; Ascomycota; Dothideomycetes; Pleosporales; Pleosporaceae
Exons: 5
Coding region: 1-1650 (549 amino acids)
Molecular function (GO): dipeptidyl-peptidase activity
Source: RefSeq, a predicted model, not a curated record
AUGACGUCUUUUCUUAUUGAGAUUCAUUUCAUCCUGGCAUCAGAAGGAACCUCAUCUCGAACAUCUGAAAAGCUUGACACAACGACAGCCACCACACCGCAGCCCUUCUCCGUACCGGUAUUGUUUACCGAGAUUGAUCAUGAACCAAAGAACAUCUGGACUGACUAUGGCCCUACUGAGAGGCGAAUCAUCGCCAAAGGAUGGGUCAAAGAGGAGGGUCGCAAGGCAUUUUCGGUUGAUACAAUCUGGGACAAGGAUGUCCGGAUUCCGCUCCGCGAUGGUGUCGAACUCUUGGGUGACGUUUUUCGUCCAGUGACGUCCGACGACAAGCAUGUCCCGGCUAUCAUGCCAUGGAGUCAUUACGGCAAGACCGGAACAGGCAUUCAGCAGCUCGACAUGUUUCCAUGGAGAGUCGGCGUGCCUCGUUCCGAAACAAGUGGUCUGGAGAAGUGGGAGGCGCCUGAUCCUGCUGAGUGGGUUACCCGCGGCUAUGCGGUUGUGAACAUCGAUGCUCGCGGGUCCUUCAAAUCCGGCGGCGAUCUCGUUGCGUACGGGACUCAAGAGGGCCGUGAUGGGUACGACUGUAUCGAGUGGAUCGCGCAGCAACCCUGGUGUAAUAAGAGGGUGUCCAUGGCCGGGAACUCAUGGCUGGGGACAACGCAAUGGUUCAUCGCUGCUGAACAACCUCCUCAUCUGGCUUGCAUGGCACCCUGGGAGGGGCUGGGAGACUACUACAGAGAAUCCAUCUGUCGCGGCGGCAUACCUGACCAUGCUUUCUGGAGUUUGUUGAUGGCGUGGACGUGCGGACCCGGGAAGCGCGAGGAUGUCGGCGCGAUGGUGGAAAAGUACGGUACUUGGAAUGACUAUUGGGAGGACAAGAAGCCGAAGCUCCGCAACAUCGUUGUUCCAAUGGAGUGGCACGACAUAUACAAACCAGAGAACAACGACGACCUGCAGCGAUUCAUUGACAAGUACAUGCUCGACAAGGAUAACGGCUGGGAAUCCACGCCUCGGGUUCGAUACUCACUCCUGGGCUACAACCGUCCCACCAUCAUCAACGUGCCAAGUGAUCAGUAUCCUCCAGCCAAGUUCAAGUACGAAACGUUGUUCCUCGAUGCGACGACGGGAUCUCUGGGGCCUCAUAAACCGUCCAAGGAGGGCCUGGUUGGGUACCAAGCGGAUUCGCCUUCUGACAACGGAUGCUGGUUCGUCCACACCUUCGAGGAGUACACCGAGCUGUGUGGUAUCUCAAAGGCCAAAGUAUACAUGUCAACACCUGAUGAUGACGAUAUGGACGUCUACGUCGUGCUACGCAAGCUCGACAAGAACGGCAAAGAGCUGUGGCAUCAGAACAUUCCCAUGGAAGACCUCCCAACGGGCACAACAGUGGACGAUAUUCCGAACCAUAACGUCUGGCGCUACAUCGGACCCAACGGCCGUCUUCGUGCAUCGCAUCGCGCCAUCACCUAUGAGUCGCUUACGGACCUUGGCCCAGACGAAUACAAGGAACUGAUGGGACCCGCGUACGUGUACCAUCCUCAUACAGCAACACAGCCAUUACGCCGCGACCAAGUUGUCGAGCUCGAGAUUAGUCUCUGGCCUGGGGGUUUGAUCUUUGAUGCUGGAGAAUCCAUGAGUCUCAAUUCUUAG